GGGCUCCGUAUCUUGCACACACCUUCGGUUGCAGUAGGUACAGCAAGGGAGGUGUGACCAGCGUGAAGAGAACCCGGCUCAUUCACUUCUCGUUCAUUCAUUGACUGCGAAGCCCCCGUUAGCUCAUCCCCGGAUAUCAGUUCUCUUCCCCUGGUAGCGGCGACCGGAGGGUGCAGACGUUCGGUGCAGGAGAGGGAGAAGGAGCCGCCAAACGACUGCGAGUCCUUGUGUUGGCGUACGAGUGAACGCUGGUUCGCUAAUCGGAGGUGUAUUUCUUAGCCCCUGGGGGAUAAACCAAGCCAGAGCUGCUGCCCCACAAGUGGGCUACGCGCAUCAGCGUGUGUAUGUGUAUACCUACCGACAUCACCACCAGCUCUCAGAUCACGGGUGGCAUAGUUUAAUAGCAGGACAAAAAUGGGUCAAGCCAAUUCCAGGCAGGAAGCAUUCUGGGAUGCAUGCGGUUUCGGAAGGAUUCACCUCGUCAAGAGAUUUAUUGAAGAAGGCAUUGAUAUCAACUGGGUGUCAUUCACACAUGACUGUUGCCCAAUCCAUGUGGCUUCCCAAGGCAAACCAGAAGUUGUUAAACUGCUUAUCGAAGCCAAGUGUGAUGUGAAUGUCAAGGACAGCAGGGGUAUGACACCAUUGCAUCACGCUGCCAUGAAAGGUGAGGUGGAGAUCCUGCAAAUGCUAAUUGAGGCUGGCAGUGAACUCAACACUCAAGACAAGAAUGGAUGGACCCCUCUGCAUAAUGCAGCAUACUGGGCUCAUUUGAAGGUUGCAGAGCUUCUGAUCAAAAGUGGUGCAAGUGUCAGCGUGGCCAACAAGCAUCAACGCCUGCCCUUGCAUGAAGUUGCAAGAUCCCAGAGUGAGGAUGAGUCUGUUCUAGGUCAGAUUGCUCGACUUCUAAUCUCAGCUGGGUCAGAUAUGGAUGCUGUUAGCAGUGACUUUGGAGAGGCAGACUUCACCAGUUUGAUGUUUGCUGCAUACCAUGGCCAUACAGAAGUUGUCAAUGCUCUGAUUGAUGCCGACUGUGACCUCAAUGCCAGAGGAUCCAUUAACAAAUGGACUGCAUUACACUGGGCAGCAGAGCGCGGCCAUGAUGACAUUGUGUACCUUCUUUUAGAUGCUGGGGCUGAUCCUUGUAAGAAAAACAUGAGAUUAGAGACAGCCGCUGACCGUGCAAAAGACCAGCGUCUGAAGGACUUUCUCUUGAAUGCCAUGAACCAGCGAGAUCAAGAAAACAAGUCACUGGACAGGAUGUCUAUAUCAUCUUCCCAGUCCUUUAAUGCUCAAACUGCACAGGACACAGCUUUUGCCAUUGAGCGUAUUACUGCCCAAGCCAGGAGCAGCGCUUCUGCAAGCUCUUUCGUUCCCAUCACUAUGCCCCCUCUUGCCAUAGCAACAGCAGAAGAGCGAAAAAAGCAAAUAAAAUUGGGCAUUAGACGGCAGACCAGCGCUGGUUCAGCAUCUGGCCCAACUUCUCCUGGAUGGUCCCCAGGAUCUGCACCGCAUGUGGAACUGGCCUGUGACAGCAUGGAUACCAGUGACCGCAGCAUCCAGCUAUUAAGAUCUUUUCAGGACCGCCUCAACCGCCGCAUAGAGAAGGCUUCCAGGACACUCCAGGGUGGCCUCUUUCGCCCUGAGGGUACAGACCCUGUUUAUACUCCUUCUGGCAGCGAGGCUUCCACUCGCGAGCAGACACCAUCAGCCACGGGUGGAACAUCCACCUCAAGGGAAGUCACGCCCAGUUCUAGGGAAGUAACGCCACCUGAAGAGAGGAAGUCAGUAGGUGCUUCCAGUAAUGAAGCUGAAGAGGCAGAAAAAGUCACCUGCAAUGGCGAUGUAAAUGCAGAUGGAAAUGACGAAGAGAAAGCUACCAGCGAUGAGGAUGGGGACAGCCACGAUCAAGACGACAGUGGUGAUGACAGUAAAUCCACAGAACAAAGAGAGGAGGAGUCAAUAAACAGUGUCACAUCUGAUUUGAAUUCUGUUCACAUUUCACAUUCAUCGAAGUCAAGCAAAGAGGGUGCUAUGGAAAACGAUGUGCCUGGCUUGACCAACAGCCAAUCCAUUGCCCAAGAUGACAGCAUGAGCAGAAGCUACAAGGCUGAAAGGCCAAAGUCUGAAACUAUUGUGUGAUGACAUGGGAAUGACCAGGAAAAUUGUUGCUUAAAAACAACUACAAAGGGUCCAUCACUUGUAGAGACAGAGCUUUAGGAGGUAUGGAAGAAUUAGUUGAUUCCAUCCAUUGCAGAACUUCCACUUAAUGCAUGGCAAAUGUUUGGUGUCUGCACUGUGUCAGGCCAUUGCAUCCGUCAAUAUUGUAGCCCUGUUUGUGCACUUCUGCUGCUUUUUUUUUAACCUGUGUUUUGGGGGAGCUGUGAUCAGAAGUGUUUAAAGUUCACAAACCAUUAUAAGGUUCAUGUUGAGGGGUGGGUAUCUUCUGUAGAAAUGUGUUGACUAGUUUUGGAGACUUGUGUUUAGCUUAUUUCAGAACAUAGAAACUGAGAUCUGUUUAGACCUCACCAUUGGAUUGCUCUGUUUCUUUUUAAUUUUUGGAAGAAAGCGAGUGGUUGAUGUAGUUGAUGACGAGCAGCUAUUGCUGCAAUGAGUACAGUUAUUGAAAGACUAGUUUUGAAAUCAAAUAUACUUCUUGUAAAUGUGUAUUGCUGAAUGCAGAAGAUAUGUCUGCUCCUGAAGAGAUUGGAAGUUGAUAAUGUGUCCUGUAAUUUAGCACAUUAUCACAAAGUAUGAGAAAUAACAUGCAAUGUUCAAGGUCUUUUUACAACUUUCCCCUGCCAGGCUUGUUCCUUUAUUGGCACAUAUCUGGCCAUCUAACAUUCAUUCCUCAACAUGGUCCAUCUAAGUAUUUUACCUGGCACCAUUGUUUGUCUGUCACACAGGGAAUAUAUAUGUGUUAUUUUUUUGUUAUUUUUUUUUUUUUCAAACUCAGCUGAAGCUGGUGUGAUUAAAAUUGAAUGGGUGUUGACUACCCAAAAAUAGGGUUAGUUGGUGCCAAAAGGUUUAGGAAUGUUGGUAUUAAAGAAUGAAGAGUUUGAUGCUUAUGAGACUCUUACACCUUUGUUCUGUGAAGUGGGGUGUGAUUUUAACAUUUCUGUCAUCAUAGCACCAGAUUUUUGCCUAUAUAGAUCUCACGGGUUUUAAAGUACCUUAUAAAAUGUAAAGGUAAGCUCUGCAACAGUGAACUCAGUGUAGUGUAUCAAUGUACAAAAAUAGUUUUCACAUACCUGUGGCACUUACAAAACAAUUUAUGAUGUGGAAAUGUGUAGAAGUAAUGGAAGCUUAAUCGCAACUAGGUUUCCCUACCCAAACUAGAAUGAUUUGCCACUCAUUAACUGAGAUGCCUUUUUAUGAAAAAUGCUGUAAUUGCUGUUGUAUUAUGCUUUUCAGCAGAUGUUUCUGGUUGUGGAGAGACUGAAAAUAAAAGAUACUCUGUUGUGUAAUCAGUAGGCUUAGUAUUUGUAACAAAUGUUAAGCACUGUUGUUUAAAGCACAGCUGUACAAAUGAAAAUCGCACACACACAGGAACACACACUUGUGCACUAAGUCUUGUCAGCAAAAGAUUUCUGUAUACAUACAUUGGCUGCAGAACAGAAGUUCUUGUCCAUACUAUAAAAAGGGUAAAGCAUGUUAAGAAUGUCAUAAGUAUAAAUAAGUAUGACCUUGUUUUUGUAUCUCAAGAUAUUUUGUUGACUUUUGCUGAUAAGGCCUUUUAUAAAAAUACGAAAGCCUCCUUUAUCAAACUGCAAUCAAAAUGUUUUCAUGGAUAUUGAUAACUUUGAAACAUUCUGGUUUGUGCUGAUAAUGAAAUGUUGGGGGUUUUUUUUCUUUUUGAAGAGUUAAAAUGUUAUAUUUACUUAAAAUUAUCUAUUGUUGCUAGUGAGGAAAAGGUAGUCAUUAGCAAACUACACUUGUAAAAUGUUUAUUAGCAAUUCAGAUAUUGAGAAGUUAAUUUAGAGUAAACACUAGCUACUUGUCCUAGGUCAAGUGAUGCAUAGGUCUAAUUAAGAAAAAAAAAUUGUCUCAGAUACAUCCAGGACACAGUUUAUUGGUUUUGUUGAUGGCAUUUUGCUGCUUGGGGCUCAGAGAUUCUUCUUUGCAUGUUUCCAUUGGCCUAUUAUGGGACUAGAAAAGGAAACCACUGAAUAAUGGUAACAUCAGACUUGUAGCUACUUGUAACUUGAAUUUAGUGUAGGACUGCUUAGCAGUGCAUGAAAUAGCUGUGGCUUAUGCUUUACAAAGUAACAGGAUAUUGUAAAGUACUUUCAUCUGUGCAUAGACAAUCCCAGCAUAUGAACAUGUUCAUGCUUAUCUCUGCUUAACUCUUUAUAUUUCGGAGUUUUUUGCUUAACCAAAUGGUAAAUGGUUCCUUUUACCAUAAUCAAGUGAGCUGUAAAGAGUUAAUCUGUGUCCAAGAUGCACAUCCUUUCAGCUUUAAGAGUUUCAGCAGUGAACAUCCUUAAAUGCAAGGAUUUUAGCACAGGUUAAAGGACUUGAAUGUAAAAUUACAAUAAGCUAAGCUGAAAAUUAUUUAUAUCUUUCCUAAAAGUGUAAUAUAUCAUGUCUUGUGGUACAGAUUAAGAAAUAUGGAAAGCAGUUGCACGAAGUGGGGUUUAUAAAAAAAUGGUGGCCUUGUUUUCCAACAUAAUGUAGAUGAAAGGACAUGUCUACUGAAAACAUCAUAGCAUAUACUUUCAGCUGAUAUUCUGUUUCAUACAUACUGUACAUUGCUAAACAGUCAUUAUGGAGUGACAUGCCUGCUGACUAUAACAUUCUCCUUCAUAAACACAUUGCUAAAGACCUCUAAGACUAAACUCAAAAUGCAUUAGUACUUUUCACAAGCAACUUAUAAUUGACUGGGAAAGCCUUUUUGCUAAUUUUAUACAGAAUAUUUUAUUUGGUAGGAAAAGGGGGAUGUAAUUAUUCCUGAAAAAUAUAUUUUCAUUUAUUUAAUUUAUUUACCCAUUAGUACAUCAGCACAUCAGUCAUGCUUUCACAUUCGUGGCUGCAUCCAUAUUGGAAAAUAGAGCCAUACACUGUUUCACAUAUAUUUAUUGCAAAAACAAAUUUACAUAUUGUACAUUGUAUGCAUGGAUUUACUCAAAGUACAGCUGGUAUUUAUGCAUUCCAGCUGUUAGGUUGUAAUUUUAUGUUCAUUCACAAAUCACUUUUGGCAUCUUUGCAAGGGUGUAAUAAUAUUUACCUUGAAUUAAUGCAUGAGAUGGGAAAACUUGUUUUCUGUAAAGAGUUAGGGUGUCAGAUGUCGUAGUCCCAGAUUUUGUCAUUUUAAUAUUUUUCAUUCUCACUUUGUGCAUUUAUGUCAAAGUGAUUUAGUAGUUAUGAGAGUCUUUUACAGAUGACAAGCAUUACUUCAAAAUAUUUCUAUAUAGCUCAUCACUAUAACCUACAGAUCUGUCUUGUGCAAGCUUUUGUCUAUGAAGCAUGCAACGAUUCUAAAAGCAAAUGAUGCACUUCCCAAAUUGUAUGGGUCCAAUCAAAAGAGAAACUUAAAUUUGUUAUUUUACAUGGUGUAAAAGAUUCUAUUUGGUGUAAAUGUAAUUAAUCAUUUUAUUUAAGAACUAGACUGUCAUUUUUUUUCCUUGCUCCAAAUAAUGUGUAGAUGCUGUGUAAAACAUGCAGCACGUUUUUAGACUAACAGUAGAGUACAUUUUAUAAAAUUAAUUUUCAUCCAUUUUGCAUAGAUUUAAGGAGAAGAAAAUACAGAAACAAACACGUACGUAACAUGCUUCAUGGUAGGGAGAGCUUUCGUACAAUUUUGUUUAGGUGAUGACCAUAGUGGCAUUGUUAGAUGGUCCUUGUUCUACUUCUUAGUAGAGGUUUUUAUAAAGUUCUUAGCUAUAUUUGUUACAAAGCUUCACUUUGAAAUAAUGUACUAAUUACAGAAGAAACACUCUUUUAAAUGUUUGGGAGUGAAAUAAAUCUUUUUCUCUUAAACUCUGAUUUAGAAGGGCAUUCUAUGUCACGCAGAAAUGUUUCAUUAUGUCCACCAAAUUUUCAGUAAAUUACAAUUUUUAUAAUAAAUUAUCCUUUAAACAAUAUAGUUCUGUGUUCAAUAAUAUUUAUAAGCAUACAUAGUUUGGUAAAUUAAUAAAUUUAAAUUAUUGUGUAUUUACACAUUUGAAAGACAAAAAUAAAAAUUUGCAACCAGUUACGUCUAAAGUUCUGAACGCUUUUAGAGGCGAGAAAUAAUGGUCACUAUUAUUAGCUAAGAUCGUGUUGGGUGAAAAGACAUUGAAAGGACUGAGGCCAGGUAGACAGUGACCAGAUAUGUAAUAAGAAAUGUUUAUGAUACACAAGUAUUACUACAGUAAUGCUUGUCUCUUUAGAUACCACAAUGACUCAAUGUUCCAGUAAUUCCAGAAACUUCACUUUAAAAAUAUCCCUGCAAAUUGAUAUACCCUUUAAAUUAAAUUUUGACCUUUAAAAACAUGUAGUAGCGUCAUCAUGUAAGAUAUUUUCCUUUCUCUGUUAGUUAAGGCACCUGGUUAUUUUGCAAAAGGCAUGCUUUAAAAGAAGUCUGUGAUGAUUAUUGAGAGCAUUUGCUCUGAGUGGCAUUGCAACUGUGUUAAAAUAGCCAAAGGCAGUCUUUCAGUGCCAGUAAUUUUACAUUCUUUUUGGAUGUUAUUGACUAACUUGUUCUUCAGUCCAAACAAUGGGUAGGGGCUUACUUGCAGUGUGAUGAGCCCUCUGCAGUGUGAUUAUGUGCAAGUGGUACAGAUCAAAUGUGUUUCUGCUGAUAUCUUUGUGUAUUCUUUUUUGGGGUGGAAAGUAGUCUUCUCCAAUACCCAUUGUGGUUGCCUUUUUCUUUUAUUUUAUGAAGUAUGACCUUUAGCUCAUAAUUCACCUCUCCCUUACUCCUUUACUUCUGUUACCUACAAGUCCAUACCUACAUAUACACAUGGCCUCUCACUCAUUCAUUUGUUCACUCUCUAUUCUAUAUUAAAUAUAUAUAUCAUUUUUUUAUUAGGUGCAAUAAUGUCUUGCAUGGGGCAGGACCAUUUUGAUGGGGGGAAAAUACAGCUGGAUGAAAAGAUGCCACUGUGCACAACUGUACAGAAACAGAAGGUAUUUCAUGUUUGAACAGCAGAUAGGAAUUUAGGAUCACAAGUGAACUGAGUUAAAUAUCUUGGAAAGCUUCAUUUUAAAGCACUUAAUUGUGCAUUUGUGUGUAUUUUCAACAUAAGUAAUAUUGCAGAGAAUGUAAUCUGCACUUUGCAUCAAUCACUAAUUUCACUAUUUUUUGAACACCAUAAUGUUUGAAAGUCUUGAUUUCAAAAGUCAGAACUGAAGAUAGAUUGUAUUGACACCUUUGCUGAAAAAGAAAUGCAUCAGCAAACCUUCUAUCACUGUAAUCAUUCACUUUUUACCAAUUAAAACCCUGUUGCAUAAUCUCUUACUGUCACCGCCAGCCCUGACCAUUAUCUUUUUGUCACCCCAAGUGUCUUUCAGUUGGGCAUACAAUAAUUUAUUGCAAAAUUCUCCAUAUUUUCAGGAAACUGCUUAGUAGCUUAUGGCAUUAGCUUUUGUGCAGAUGUUUACUAUAUGCAUAGUGCAGGACUUUAUCAAGGCAUCAUAGACAUUUCCUUUUUGUUAAUUAUUAAUUGUAGCUUUCUGUAUAUAUAUGUCUUUAUGCCUUUGUCUAAUUAUCAUAACAAAAGCAAUUGACAAUUUGUGUAAUUGCCAAAGACUAGUCUUACAAGCUAGAGAGUUUCAUUUUUAGAUGGGAACAGGUUUUUUCUUAAAGUUUGGAUCAUGUGUUUCUAGGAGUUUUUAUUUGUCUUAACCUGCAGUAAAGCUGUCAAGUCUUUGCACAGUGUUCCAAUGUUACUUGCAUAAUAGCACUCACAUCACACAUCAUCCAACUCUAGUCCUCUGUAUUUUACGUUCGCACAGUUGUGCACAGCGACACUCACAUAAACACAUGGUUAUAUUUACCCAUGUUUGAAAUAUAAGUUCUAAGCCUUUUCAAUUUAGCCUUUGUAGAGUCAGUAAUGAGGAUUAUUUUUUAUAAAGACGUUUCACUAUCCCUGCUUAAGCUUAUACCUAGGUGUAAUUUUUUUUUUAGCAUGGCUGAUUUAUCCUUGAGCUUAUGCUAAGCAGAUCAGGUAUAUGUUGCAUUUGAUUUUGCUUUCAUUGUUUUUAAUGAUAGAAAUAUGAUCUGGUUUUUCUAUUGGAAUGAAGCAUCAAAAGGAAAAAGUGUGAAUAUCAACAAAAAUCCCAUCAUUAUUCACAAAUUGUUGGUAUUUUAAGAACCACAUCAUUCUCAAGAAUUAAUCAAGAAUUUUUUGUUUUGUUUGUUAUUAUUAGUUUUGAAGAGAUUUGUGUUUAACUCACCCUUUUCUCAGCUUCAUUUUACUGGGCUCCCCACUACUCCUUGAUUUUUCUUUCUCAUGAAAUGCUAUGAUUUGCAUGCUCUUGGUUGUGUUAAAUAUUUACUUGCAGUCAGUAAUUUAAUGUAAGCAGCCCCUUUAAAUGGUUUCAAAGGUUACCAUCUCAGAUUCCAAUAAAACGUGUAUUUUAAAAA
This is a messenger RNA of Pomacea canaliculata, 8566 nucleotides long. RefSeq names its product ankyrin repeat, PH and SEC7 domain containing protein secG-like. Bases 415 to 2139 code for a protein of 574 amino acids. Gene Ontology annotation, molecular function: protein binding. The transcript is spliced from 11 exons. NCBI's taxonomy places the organism in Eukaryota, Metazoa, Mollusca, Gastropoda, Architaenioglossa, Ampullariidae. The record is from RefSeq and is a predicted model, not a curated record.